Ustilaginoidea virens is the source of this 1878-nucleotide messenger RNA. RefSeq lists its product as uncharacterized. NCBI's taxonomy places the organism in Eukaryota, Fungi, Ascomycota, Sordariomycetes, Hypocreales, Clavicipitaceae. The transcript has 2 exons. The coding region runs from base 1 to 1878 and encodes 625 amino acids. The record is from RefSeq and is a predicted model, not a curated record.
AUGAACCGGACUGACAGUGCGCGCCUCGUGGCCAAGAGAAAAGCGAGAAAUGACGACCUUUGGCGACAAAGAGAGUUCUUUGCAAAAUCCCGAAUGCAUCGUGGCAUAGACGGCGCACGGAACGGCAGCCGGAGUCUGAGUUCAACAGCACAGCUCGCAGAUGGCCGUGGGGGUGUCUCCCCUCCGCUACCUGAGAAUCAAAUCCCUACGGUUAGCCCAGCCAAGAACAGGGAACACAAUAGCGCAGCUUUGGCAACAUCAGCCAGCGAGGCUUGCCGUGUCAUCUCGCCGAGGCCGCGGCAAGGAUCAUCUUCAUCGCUGAUUCAGCAUGCAACAAGUUGUGGGGUUGAUUCUUCCGACCUCCAAGCCAAGAAGCGACGUCUCUUGAACCAGGUGGACUGGACCGGGAUAUCUCUGCAGGAGCCAUUGACCAUUGACUAUCCGAAACCAGCCAAGAAGCUUCGGCAAAGCUACAGAUCUCGUGAGCUGCGCAAAUUCCCAAAUCUCAGCACGAGCAAAAGUUACAAGAGCUCGCAAGAUGACCAGCCACCUCCGGCGUCUUCCAGGACCCUUCGAGAACCCGAUCUGAGCAGUGUUCUGUCGUGGCAACGAUCCGGAAGCAACCGCGAGCUCCGGUCCGUGGCGGAUCCAACAUGUACGAUUCAAUCCUCAAGUCUAAGCAAUCGCUCCAGCUGCUCCCAGAGCUUGCGACACAUGUUUUCAUCAGAUCAGUCAUGCAGUACGAGAAGUUCCCUACCCCGUGUUGGCGGAUCUCCCAGGCGGAUUCACCACCCUCAACCGCUGCGAAGUGUACCAUGGACGUUGUUUCAACUCAAGUCGCCGAGCCCUGGGAUGCAAUCUAGUAUGGUAGCACAAUACGGCAGCGAGGCCACUGGCGACAGGAGCAGUCAGGCUACGGAUACCGUCGGUGACAAGGAUCAGUCCACUGGCCACACGGUUAUCUCACAUGUGACCUAUCGCAAAGCCAGCCCGCAAAAAUGGAAAAAGAGCCGGUAUUGGUGCGAGGCUGGACCACGAGGUAGGGGUUUGUCGCCCAUGUGCCAACAGCCGCAAGUGAAAGCCUCCAAACGGGAAAGUUCCCGGGACAGAGUAAACCAAGCUUCGCCUAGUCACACCGGUGCAGGAGCUGGGCGACCUCGAACGGGGAGGAACAGCCCUUGUUACGAGGAAACCGUUGCCACUCAUGGCUCGAUGGAGACAAUGUCACAAGGACCCCCGGUUACUGAGAUAGCAGAUGAGGAUGUCCCCUCAUCGUCCUCGCAACCACUAGCUGAGAGUAUUGAUCCGCAAGAUUUGCUGGAUCUCUUGCACGAAUUUGACGAGGAGACGCGAAAACGCAAGCGAGAAAAGGAAGCCCGUGGUGCCGGACAUUCACAUAAAGACCCUGGCGAGAUGAUACCCCCACAAUGCGAAGGCGCCCUGCCAGACCAUGAGAAGGCGGCUCGGAACAGAACGCAGCAGUGCUUUACGCGUAGGAAAGGAUCACCAGGCGGCGGCGCAGCCCAGCCUCCAGUGUCGACUCGGAACUUUGGCCAUUUUGACACGGCAGCUCCAACCAGCGGCUCAAACAGCGGGCAGCGGACCAGCAAGCAGCUUCCCCGUGCAGGCGAAGAUGCGCCGCCGGCAGAGAAUCACCCCGUCGCCGGGUUGGAUAAGGCGCCGCCCGAUUCGACAGUCUCGUCUAUCAGACGCGACCAUCGGUACCGCCACCCGAAGCUCUUUAUUGGCCGGCUCUCGUCGUCACAAACAGGCGCGCAGCCGGAAAAGCCAAAGGUGCGCAGGCGGAGGAAAAGUGACCGUCCAGACAUCCGGGGAUUGCCAAGCUAUGACGAGGAUCCAAUCGACGAGGAGGGCUGA